This is a messenger RNA of Staurois parvus, 409 nucleotides long. The record is from the annotation of a GenBank genome assembly. NCBI's taxonomy places the organism in Eukaryota, Metazoa, Chordata, Amphibia, Anura, Ranidae.
AUGCAGACUGCUUCUACAAACAUUUGUGAAAGACUGUGUAAUAAGUUCAUCUGUGAAAUUUCCUUGCCAGUAAAUAUUCCACGGUCAGCUGUUAGUGGUAUUAUAACAAAGUGGAAGCAACUGAGAACAACAGCAACUCAACCACAAAGUAGUAGGCCACGUAAAAUGAAAGAGCGGGGAGAGCGCAUGCUGAAGUGCACAGUGCGCAGAAGUUGCCAAGUGUCUGCAGAGUCAAUAGCUAAAGACCUCCAAACUUUGUGCACAACAGAUUAGAUUAGCACAACAGUGUGUAGAGAGCUUCAAGGUAUGGGUUUCCAUGGCCGAGCAGCUGCAUCAAAUCCUUACAUCACCAAGUACAAUGCAAAGCGUCGGAUGCAGUGGUGUAAAGAACACUGCCACUGGACUCUAG